This is a messenger RNA of Scleropages formosus (Asian bonytongue), 1986 nucleotides long. It is a transcript of the gene rskrb, whose product is annotated as ribosomal protein S6 kinase related b. Gene Ontology annotation, biological process: protein phosphorylation. The record is from RefSeq and is a predicted model, not a curated record. The transcript has 12 exons. Bases 263 to 1558 code for a protein of 431 amino acids. Lineage: Eukaryota; Metazoa; Chordata; Actinopteri; Osteoglossiformes; Osteoglossidae. Gene Ontology annotation, molecular function: protein serine/threonine kinase activity; ATP binding.
ACCGACGUCACACUGAACAGCGCUUAUCCUGUUUACGUCGCCGCGUCUGGAAAGUACGAGCGGUAGGGUUGCUUUGUGAAAGCGUGCGUCCAGAGGCAUGUAAAUGUGCGAUCCAGCUGUAACUAGGAAAUAAACGUUAGAGAUGAAACAGCGUGAAAGGUUGCGAUGGGGGCGAGGCGUCGGUGUGGUCGUGUGGGUAGAGAAUCAUGAUUCAUGUCAUGGAGAGCUCGCGAUCACAGCGUGGCGCUGACCUAAUAAUGUGAUGGGGUCCGAUGCCAGUAAGAACUGCAAGAAACAAUCUACGACCGGGGACAAGCGCUGUCCGUCACGCUGGCGCGGCUUGUUUUCUGGCAUGGGCAUCUCCUUGCCCUCAGUUCUCAGCAAUCUCCACCUGAGGGGUCGCCGGAUGGUACGGGAUAAAGGAUCCUCUGGCCAACACCACCCCGCUCCAUGCUUCCCAGAGUGGCCCAGCAUGGAGUGGACCUUACCAGCUUUCAUCUCCAUGUUCUUGCCAGAGUUUCCCCACCGCAAUGUUCCUGGGCACGAGCAGUUCCAGGUUCUGGGAUACAUUGCCAAGGGCUCAUUUGGUCCCAUUUUGAAGGUGAAGGACAAGUCCAAAGAGAAGACCUAUGCUGUGAAGGUCGUGCCAAAAUCUGAAGUGUUGAGACUGGGAAUCCUUGAGCAGUCCAAGGAAGAGGUCAUCAUUCAGCGGCAGGUACGGCACCCAUUUGUUCACGACCUGCAGGACUGCUGGCAGACGCAGCGCCACCUCUUCAUUAUGUGUGACUACUGCAGUACCGGAGACCUUUACACCUACUGGGGUAUGAUCGGCCAGUUCGGAGAAGAUGCUGUGCGAGUGUUCGCUGCCGAGCUGGGCUGUGCUCUGGGGUUCCUACAUGACUAUGGGAUCAUCCACAGGGACGUAAAGAUGGAAAAUAUCCUCCUGACAGACCAAGGACAUCUCCGUCUGGCUGAUUUUGGGCUGUCCCGUCGUCUGGAACGUGGCGGAAGGGCUUUCACCAUCUGCGGCACAAUCCAGUACAUGGCUCCUGAGGUUCUCAGCGGGGGGCCCUACAACCAUGCGGCUGAUUGGUGGUCUCUUGGCAUUCUGCUCUUUGCACUGGCUACUGGAAGGUUCCCUGUGCCUGCAGAGCCGGACCACUGUUACAUGCUGAGAAAGGUGCGGAGCUUCCAAUACGAAAUGCCCCAAACCUUCAGCCCAUCAUUUGCCCUGCUGAUAACAGAGCUUCUGUGUAAGACCCCCACGCGACGCCUGCGCACCCUGGAGCGUUUUAAAAGGCAGACAUUCUUUCGUGGGACACCCUUUGACUCCCAUUUGCUGCAGAAGACCCCAAUGGAGUUGAUCCUGGAGCUGAAAGAGCGGCCAGACCGGCCCGCCCGAGCAAUGCGUGGCCUGCCCCGAGACCCACUAGCAGACUUCGACUGUGACCUCCUUGGCUCGCCCGCCUCCCCUACAGACUCACUCCAAACUCCUCCCACUACUGACCUUGGCUGCGCCUUCCCCCUGGCCAGCUCAGCUGCAGAGAUAUUCGUCUAGCACAAAACAUAAGGGACAGGACAACUGCCCAUGCAAAACUGGUUUGCUUUGGCCUGUCCUCUAAUCUUAGUCUGAUUCAAACACAAGACUUACAUUAAAUGUGUUCUGUGUGUGUAUUUUGUACAAAAUAACAGGAUGAGUGAUUUGCCUCUCUCCACUUGUACUUCAUUCUGCUUCCUUUGGCCCUCUGAGAAAGACUAACACAGCACUGGGUAUUGAGAAUCUGAUGGCGAUGAGGAAUCUUGGGCACUUGGGGUAUGGGGAAAGGAAGCAGCAGCUAGGCCGCUCUCUCUGUACCUGUCUCAGUAACCUAAUCCAAAUGCUUUAUCCCCAUGUUCUUUCAUAGUGAAUGGAAAAUUAAAACAUGGGGCAGCUGGUAGCACAGUAGUUCGAGCUGCUGCUUUUGGACCCAAAGGUUGCAGGUUUGA